AUGCCUCCAGGAAAAUCAAGAAUAUACUCUGCUGAUCAAUUUCAGCUAUCUGAACAAUUGGGAAAGGGUUCCUUUGGCGUCGUCUAUAAAGGAUUGGAUUUACUAUCAAACACUCCUGUAGCUGUCAAGCAAAUAGAUUUAGAAUCCUGCGAUGAAGACAUUGACGAGAUCCAGAAAGAAAUAACAAUCCUAUCCAACUGCAACUUUCCCCAAAUCACAAAAUACUAUGGCUCCUUCGUCAAGGGCUUUAAACUAUGGAUCAUAAUGGAACUACUAGAUGCUGGGUCCUGUUUAGACUUGCUAAUUCCCCAACCCUUCUCUGAGCCUUAUAUCGCCAUCCUCUGUCGAGACCUACUAAAGGCUUUGAACUACCUACACGAAUCUGGAAAGAUCCACAGAGACCUCAAAGCUGCCAACGUCCUCGUCAACAACUUUGGCCAGGUCAAAAUAGCUGACUUUGGUGUUGCCACUCAAUUGACCAACAACUUGAGCAGAAGAAACACCUUCGUGGGCACUCCCUUCUGGAUGCCCCCCGAAGUCAUCUUGCAACAGGAUUACAACUACAAAGCUGAUAUCUGGUCCUUGGGCAUAACUGCAAUCGAAUUCGCCUUGGGAAAACCUCCACUAGCAAACCUCCACCCAAUGAAAGUCUUGUUUCUAAUUCCUGACAAUCCUCCUCCAACUCUACCUAGAAAUAAAAACUAUUCCCCAGAAUUUCAAAACUUUGUUAAACUAUGUUUGCAUAAAAACCCAAGAGACAGACCAACUGCGAAACAGUUGCUAAGACACAAAUUUAUUAAAAACGCCGGUGAUAAUAAACUACUAAUCAACCUUAUCAACAUCAGAAAAGACUGGGAAUCAAAAAAUAGAGAUUACAAUAAAAUCUCAAAAAAAAUCUACGAGCCAACCAUUAUUAGCGACGAUCCAAAUAAUCCAAUUUCUAAUAUAGCCUUUGAUUUCGAUACCAUCAAACUA
Molecule: messenger RNA, 975 nt
Organism: Ascoidea rubescens DSM 1968
Lineage: Eukaryota; Fungi; Ascomycota; Saccharomycetes; Ascoideales; Ascoideaceae
Product: STE20 family serine/threonine-protein kinase
Exons: 1
Biological process (GO): protein phosphorylation
Molecular function (GO): protein kinase activity; ATP binding
Source: RefSeq, a predicted model, not a curated record